Molecule: messenger RNA, 12025 nt
Organism: Pelmatolapia mariae (spotted tilapia)
Lineage: Eukaryota; Metazoa; Chordata; Actinopteri; Cichliformes; Cichlidae
Gene: usp34
Product: ubiquitin specific peptidase 34
Exons: 78
Coding region: 293-11347 (3684 amino acids)
Biological process (GO): protein deubiquitination
Cellular component (GO): cytosol; nucleus
Molecular function (GO): cysteine-type deubiquitinase activity
Source: RefSeq, a predicted model, not a curated record
CUCCUUUUCCAACAUGGCUGCUCUGCCUGCGCUCUCAAGUAUCGCACAGAUUGGAGACUGACUCGAUCUCUUCCUUACAGUGCCUCUUUAUUUUUGGUGUACAUCAAAUUCGUUUGGAUGCAAAUCUCGUUCUACACUUCGCUGCUCCUCCUGGUUUUAUUUAGUGGAAUAACCUUCACCAAUUACUCCUUCCAGUGGGCCCUUUUAUCCUCAAAACAACUAACUGCCAGCCAACAACUGUUUCCAGUGCAAUGGUUUGAGUUGGUGUACUUAGUUUGCCGCUUCAUGAACAAUGUGUGAAAACUGCGCCGAGCUGGUGGAGGUUUUAAAUGAAAUAUCAGAUGCAGACAGCAGUGAAGGAAGCUUUCAGCUGAAGAAGGAACAUGCGCUCCGAGUGCUGGGCUACAUCAGCUCCUGGACUCAGAGGCAAUGUCUCUGCUGCUUCAAGGAGUACAAGCAUUUGGAAGUUUUUAACCAGCUAGUCUAUGCCCUCAUCAAUCUGGUCAUUGCUCAGAUCAGCAGCCUGAGAGAGAGACUCUUCAGCGUUGAGGACCACACUCACAAAAGAGGCGUAUCUGGGGCAGAGGGGGUGGGGUCUGAAUGGAGUGGAGGUGAAACCGCACCUGUCACCCUCCCCCAGCCACACUCACCUGGUGAAGACGAGCCUGUGAAUGUGGAAAGAGACUCUGCUGAAGAGGAUGCUGAUACGCCAGACCUAAACCAGAACAAGCCCCAGCCCCAGGAUCAGGGCCAGAACCAGUCUGCUGAAUCUCAAGUAGAUGUUCUUGGAUCUGGGGAUGCCAGCAUUGAAUCCAGGAGUGGUGACGAUGUGGCAUGUGGCAUUGAAAGUAACCAGGACAGUCAAGAUCCCUUCAGCUCCUGGAGCACGGAGGAGAGGGAGAAACUGUUGCUAUGUGCAGCCAAGAUCUUCCAGAUCCAGUUCCCCCUCUACACAGCUUACAAACACAACACACAUCCCACCAUAGAGGACAUAUCGGCUCAUGAAAGCAACAUCCUCGGCUCCUUCUGUGACAUGAAUGAUGUGGAGGUACCUUUGCAUCUGCUGCGCUAUGUCUGCCUGUUCUGUGGGAAACACGGCCUCUCCCUGAUGAAGGAGUGCUUCGAGUUUGGCACUCCAGAGAGCCUCCCCUUCCCUAUCGCCCACGCCUUCAUCACCAUAGUUUCUAAUAUCCGAAUAUGGUUGCACAUUCCUGCCGUCAUGCAACACAUCAUACCGUUCCGGACCCAUGUGAUACGGUAUCUGUGUAAGCUGUCGGACCAGGAGCUGCGACAGAGUGCAGCACGCAAUAUGGCAGACCUGAUGUGGAGCACGGUGAAGGAACCACUGGACAGUGCACUGUGCUUUGAUAAGGAGAGCCUGGAUCUUGCCUUCAAAUAUUUCAUGUCACCCACUCUCACGAUGAGAUUGGCCGGACUUAGCCAAAUCACAAAUCAGCUCCACACCUUCAACGAUGUGUGUAACAACGAGUCCCUGGUGUCUGACACAGAAACGUCCAUAGCAAAGGAACUAGCCGACUGGCUGAUCCACAACAAUGUAGUGGAGCACAUAUUUGGCCCAAAUUUGCACAUUGAGAUCAUUAAACAGUGCCAAGUGAUCCUGAACUUCUUGGCUGCAGAGGGCCGGCUCAGCACACAGCACAUAGACUGUAUCUGGGCUGCAGCUCAGUUAAAACAUUGCAGCCGCUACAUCCACGACCUUUUCCCGUCUCUCAUUAAAAACCUCGAUCCUGUGCCUCUCCGUCAUGUCCUCAACCUGGUAUCAGGCCUGCAUCCGAGCACUCACACCGAGCAGACACUGUACUUGGCCUCUAUGCUGAUUAAGGCCCUCUGGAAUAAUGCCUUGGCAGCAAAAGCCCAGCUCUCCAAACAAAGCUCCUUCGCCUCCCUGCUUAACACCAACAUCCCCAUGGGCAACAAGAAAGGUUCACCGGCCGCAAGUCCAGACAGCAGUGACAAUAGCGACACACAACACAGUGGAGGCAGCGACAUGGAGAUGGAUGACCAGAUGAUGACUGGCAGCAAGAGGAAUCAGCAAAGACUAUCUGACACAGAGGAGUCUAUGCAGGGCAGCUCAGAUGAAACUGCCAACAGCGUGGAGGAAGGCAGCAGCGGACCAGGCAGCAGCAGUGGCCGCAGCGAGGCUUCCAGCAACGAAGCCGCCUCUAGUCGAGCCAGCCAGUCAGCUGGGAGCCCAGGCAGCGAGCUGCACUCUGAUGACAUGGCAGAUAGCGAGGCCUUAAAGGAGGAGGAGGAGGAUGAUGAAGAAGAAGACGAAGAGGAGGAGGAUGAUGACGAUGAAGAAGAUGAAGAUGAGGGUAACCGCUCAGCUGCUGAAGGUGGGCACCAAAAGGAGCCCCGGGAGCAGACUGAGUCAAGGAAAAGGAAAGCCGGGGAUGCUCUUGGUGAGGGGGCAGGGCCGAGUGGCCCAGGGGGAGGAGCCAAAUCCAAGGUUCUCCCUUUCAACCCAGAAACUUCUGCUAUUAUGGUAACAGCGGCGACAGCGUCUCUAGAGAGCCACAUGAGAAUGCUUGACACUUGUUCAGCAUCGUCAUCUGCUCGGCCUGAUGGGACAGAGACCCAGCAGCAGCCGCCAGAUAUCAGCCCUUCUCAGAUUGUCCAGGGACCUCAGGAGCCUCCCUGUCUCCCGCGACCCGGGGACUUCCUAGGAGAGGCCAUGAGCAGUGAACUCUUCAACUGCCGUCGUUUCAUUGGCCCUCAGCACCACCACCACCAUCACCACCAUCAUCAUCACCACCACCACCAUCAUGAAGGACCCAUGGUGGAGGACAUGCUGAGUGCUGAUGACGUUAGCUGCAGCAGCUCUCAGGUCAGUGCGAAGUCAGAGAAGAACAUGGCUGAUUUUGACGGGGAGGAAUCGGGCUGUGAGGAGGAGCUAGUCCAGAUAAACUCCCAUGCUGAGCUCAGCUCCCACCUGCAGCAGCACCUUCCCAACUUGGCCUCCAUUUACCAUGAGCAUCUGGUGCAAGGUCCAGCUGUUCAUAAACAUCAGUACUCAAGCAGCCAUGCUGUGACUGACAUCAACUUGGAUAAUGUUUGUAAGAAGGGCAACACUCUGCUCUGGGACCUGGUACAAGAUGAAGAUGCGAUUCAUCUCUCUGAAGGUCUUAUCAAUGAAGCUGAGAAACUGCUGUGCUCGCUGGUCUGCUGGUUCACUGACAGACAGAUUCGAAUGCGCUUUAUCGAGGGUUGCCUUGACAACUUGGCCCAUCACCGGUCAGUUGUGGUUUCCUUGCGUCUACUCCCUAAACUUUUUGGCACUUUCCAGCAAUUUGGCUCCAGCUAUGACACUCAUUGGAUCACCAUGUGGGCUGAAAAGGAGCUGCACAUGAUGAAACUGUUUUUCGACAACCUGCAACACUACAUCCAAGAAGUCAGAGAACACCGGCACAAAUUUGCACUGUACAGUCACAGUGCAGAGGUCCAGGUCCGUCUGCAGUUCCUUACCUGUGUCUUUUCCACACUGGGAUCUCCCGACCACUUCAGACUGAGUCUGGAGCAAGUGGACAUUCUGUGGCACUGUCUGGUGGAGGACGCUGAAUGUUACGAUGAUGCGUUGCACUGGUUCCUCAACCAGGUCCGCAGCAAAGACCAGCAUGCUAUGGGCAUGGAGACCUACAAACAUCUCUUCCUGGAGAAGAUGCCACAGCUGAAACCAGAGACUAUCAGCAUGACAGGCCUCAACCUCUUUCAGCACCUUUGUAACCUGGCCCGGCUUGCUACUACUGCGCUGGACAACGCCUCUAGCUGUGAGCUGUGUGGGAUGGACCAGCUGUGGGGGAUCGCUCUGAGAGCUCAAUCUGCUGAUAUCAGCCGCGCUGCUAUACAGUACAUCAACUCCUACUACAUCAAUGCUGGUAAAACAGGACUGGAGAAGGAACAAGAGUUCAUAAGGAAAUGUAUGGAGAGCCUCCUGAUGGCUUCUGCCAACUUGGAGAAGGAUGCUCACUCCAGUCUGACCAGCAUUGAGAGGGGGUUGCUCAUGCUCAAAACACAUCUGGAGGCGUUCCGGCGCAGGUUUGCUUACCACCUGCGACAGUGGCAGAUCGAGGGGACGGGAAUCAGCAGCCACCUUAAAGCUUUGAGUGACAAACAGUCUCUACCUCUUAGGAUCGUCUGUCAGCCCGCCGGCCUGCCUGACAAGAUGACCAUUGAGAUGUAUCCCAGUGACCAAGUAGCUGACCUGCGAGCUGAGGUGACCCACUGGUACGAGAACCUGCAGAAGGAGCAGAUGAACCACCAGGCUCAGCUGCAGGAAUUUGGCCAGAGUGGCCGGCAGCCAGGAGACUUCCCAGGUGGUUUGAUGGGACCGGUCAGGAUGAUCUCUUCUGGUCAUGAACUUACCACAGACUAUGAUGAGAAGACUCUGCAUGAGCUGGGCUUUAAAGACAUGCAGAUGGUAUUUGUGUCUCUGGGAGCUCCGCGGAGGGAGAGGAAGGGCGAGGGCAUCCAAUUGCCUGCCUCCUGUCUUCCACCUCCUCAGAAAGAGCACAUUCCUAUGCUACUGCUCCUUCAGGAGCCACAUCUCACCACACUCUUCGACCUGCUGGAGAUGCUGGCUUGCUUCAAACCACCCAGCCCAAACACAGAGAAGGUCCAGGAGAGCCCAGAGAGCGCACGAUGCGAGGAGCUUCACCUUCACGCAGAGAAUUUGUCUCGUCGAGUUUGGGAGCUGCUCAUGCUGCUUCCCACCUGUCCCAAAAUGUUGCAGGCCUUCCAGAACAUCUCAGAUGAUACGAAUGGCGAGGGUUUGUGUUGGAAGGAGCUGCUGAGGAUUAAAAGUCCUCACAAGCUGCUGUACGCUCUAGAGAUCAUCGAGGCUCUGGGAAAGCCCAAUCGACGCAUCCACAGAGAGUCAACAUUCUUGCUUGUUCGUUCCCAGGGCAGCUAUAGUGACCUGUAUCCAGACUCGGACGACUCCAGUGAGGAUCAGAUAGAAAACAGCAAAAACACCUGGAGCUGCAAGUUUGUUUCAUCUGGAGGUUUGCAGCUGCUUUUGGAAAUUUUUAAUUCAGGCAUCCUCGAACCCAAAGACCAAGAAUCCUGGACAGUGUGGCUGCUGGACUGUCUGGCCUGCCUGCUGAAGCUGAUCUGCCAGUUUGCUGUAGACCCUGCAGACCUGGAUUUAGCCUACCACGAUGUCUUCUCCUGGUCAGGCCUCUCCGACAGCCAACGUAAAAGGGCAUGGCCAGGCAAAUCGCGCAAAUCCACUGUAGAUCAUGGCAAAGGCCUGCACAUCCCUCGACUGACUGAAGUGUUCCUCAGCCUUGUUCAAGGCACCAACCUGAUCCAGCGACUAAUCAAUGUGGCCUACACUUACGACAACCUUGCACACAGAGUUCUGAAGGCUCAGUCUGACCACAGGUCUCGACACGAAGUGACUCACUAUUCCAUGUGGCUGCUGGUGAGCUGGGCUCACUGCUCUUCAACAGUGAAGUCCAGUCUGGCUGACAGCGACCACCUCCACGACUGGCUGAAAAAACUCACCCUUCUGAUUCCUGAGCCGGCAGUGAGACACGAGGCAUGUAAUGGCCUGUACAAGUUGUCUCUGUCAGGUUUGGAGGGAGGAGAGUCCAUCAACAGAUCCUUCCUGCUGCUUGCCGCCUCCACACUGCUCAAGUUCCUGCCUGACGCCCAGGCCCUCAAACCACUAAGGGUCGAAGACUAUGAAGAGGAGCCUCUGUUAAGGACGGGCUGUAAGGAAUACUUCUGGCUGCUCUGCAAACUCAUCGAUAACAUCCACGUUAAAGAUGCGAGCCAGAAGGUCUCUCCCUCUCUGUCGCUGGCCGGCUCGAUGCAGACCACCCUGCUGGACCUGGAUGCUCUUGCCCGACAUCUUGCCGACUGCAUUAGGAGCCGUGAGAUCUUGGACCAACAAGAUGGAACAAUCGAAGACGAUGGCCUGACAGGGCUCCUUCGUCUUGCCACCAGCGUCCUCAAACACAAGCCUCCUUUUAAGUUCUCCCGUGAGGGGCAGGAGUUUCUGAGGGAUGUCUACAACCUCCUCUUCCUCCUCCCCAGUCUGGUUGACCGUGCUCAGCCCAAGUGCAAGUCCCACGCUGCAAGGGCCGCCGCCUAUGAUCUGUUGGUGGAGACGGUGAAGGGCUCAGUAGAAAACUAUCGGCUGCUCCAUAAUUGGGUCAUGUCUCAGCACAUGCAAGGCUCUCAUGCUCCAUACAAGUGGGACUACUGGCCCCAUGACGACGUCCGGGCUGAGUGCCGCUUCGUGGGUCUGACCAACCUGGGAGCAACAUGCUACCUGGCCUCUACCAUUCAGCAGCUCUAUAUGAUCCCUGAGGCCCGCCAGGCUGUCUUCACUGCCAAGUACGCUGAAGAUAUCAAACACAAGACAACACUGCUGGAGCUGCAGAAGAUGUUCACAUAUCUCAUGGAGAGUGAGAGAAAAGCAUACAACCCCCGGCCAUUUUGUAAAACCUACACAAUGGACAAACAGCCUCUUAACACCGGCGAGCAGAAAGACAUGACAGAGUUCUUCACCGACCUCAUCACCAAGAUAGAAGAGAUGUCCCAGGAGCUGAAAAACACAGUGAAGACUCUGUUUGGAGGUGUCAUCACCAACAAUGUGGUGUCUCUGGACUGUGACCAUGUCAGUCAGACUGCAGAGGAGUUCUACACAGUCAGAUGUCAGGUGGCAGACAUGAAGAACAUCUAUGAGUCUCUGGAUGAAGUGACCAUCAAAGACACUCUGGAGGGUGACAACAUGUACACCUGCUCACAGUGUGGAAAGAAAGUCCGCGCAGAGAAAAGGGCCUGCUUUAAGAAACUGCCUCGUAUCCUGAGCUUCAACACAAUGAGAUACACCUUUAACAUGGUGACCAUGAUGAAGGAGAAGGUCAACACCCACUUCUCCUUCCCCCUGCGCCUCGACAUGACGCCUUACACUGAGGAUUUCCUCAUGGGCAAAGGGGAGCGCAAAGAGGGUUUUCGAGAGGAGGGUGAAGCAAAGGUCACAGAGAGCUAUGAGUAUGACCUCAUUGGCGUCACUGUGCACACGGGCACAGCAGAUGGCGGCCAUUACUACAGCUUCAUCCGGGACAUUGUCAACCCCCAUGCCUACAAGAACAAUAAAUGGUACCUUUUCAAUGAUGCAGAGGUAAAACCCUUUGACUCAGCUCAGCUGGCCUCUGAGUGCUUUGGUGGAGAAAUGACGACUAAAACCUACGACUCUGUCACUGACAAGUUUAUGGACUUCUCCUUUGAGAAGACACACAGUGCCUACAUGCUCUUCUACAAGAGAGUGGAACCGGAGGACGACAGUGGGAAGGACGUUAGUUUUGAUGUCUCUCCUGAUCUACUUGAGUGGAUUUGGCACGACAACAUGCAGUUUCUGCAGGAUAAAAACAUAUUUGAACACACCUACUUUGGCUUCAUGUGGCAGCUCUGUAGCAGCAUCCCCAGCACCCUGCCAGACCCCAAAGCUGUCUCCCUCAUGACUGCCAAGCUCAGCACAUCCUUUGUCCUUGAGACUUUCAUUCACUCCAAGGAGAAGCCCACCAUGCUGCAGUGGAUUGAACUGCUGACCAAACAGUUCAACAACAGCCAGGCCGCCUGCGAGUGGUUUUUAGACCGGAUGGCUGAUGACAACUGGUGGCCGAUGCAGAUCCUAAUAAAGUGUCCCAAUCAGAUUGUCAGACAGAUGUUCCAGAGGUUGUGUAUUCACGUUAUCCAGAGGUUGCGGCCAGUUCAUGCUCAUCUCUACCUGCAGCCUGGCAUGGAGGAUGGCUCUGACGACAUGGAUGGACCAGUGGAGGAUAUCGGCAGCCGGUCCUGUGUCACUCGCUUUGUUAAGACCCUCCUCUCUAUCAUGGAGCACGGCGUCAAGCCUCACAGCAAACACCUGACUGAGUACUUCGCUUUUCUGUAUGAGUUUGCCAAGAUGGGCGAGGAGGAGAGUCAGUUCUUGUUGUCACUACAAGCCAUUUCUAUCAUGGUGCAUUUCUACAUGGGAACAAAAGGCCCUGAGAAUCCUCAGGUAGAGGUGCUGUCAGAGGAGGAAGGAGAGGAGGAGGACGAGGAAGAAGACAUCUUGUCUCUGGCUGAAGAAAAAUAUCGUCCUGCAGCUUUGGAGAAAAUGAUCGCACUCAUUGCUCUGCUGGUGGAGCAGUCUCGCUCUGAGAGACAUCUGACUCUGUCCCAGAGCGACAUGGCAGCGCUGACUGGAGGGAAGGGCUUCCCUUUCCUCUUCCAGCACAUCAGAGAUGGCAUCAACAUCAGGCAGACCUGUAACCUUAUAUUUAGCCUCUGUCGCUAUAAUAACCGGCUGGCUGAACAUAUUGUGUCGAUGCUCUUCACCUCAAUUGCAAAGCUGACUCCUGAGGCUGCCAAUCCUUUCUUCAAGCUGCUAACAAUGUUGAUGGAGUUUGCGGGUGGACCUCCGGGGAUGCCUUCCUUUGCUUCCUACAUUCUCCAAAGGAUCUGGGAGGUGAUUGAGUACAAUCCAUCCCAAUGUCUGGACUGGCUGGCUGUGCAGACUCCCAGGAACAAACUGGCCCACAGCUGGGUGCUGCAGAACAUGGAGAACUGGGUAGAACGCUUCCUGCUGGCACACAACUAUCCCCGAGUCCGCACGUCUGCUGCAUACCUCCUGGUCUCCCUCAUCCCCAGCAACUCCUUUCGACAGAUGUUCCGCUCCACACGCUCCCUCCACUUGCCGACCCGUGAGCUCCCACUGUCCCCCGACACCACCGUGGUUCUCCACCAGGUCUACAACCUGUUGCUAGGGCUGCUGGGACGUGCCAAGCUGUAUGUGGAUGCCAGUGUUCAUGGUACUACCAAACUGGUGCAGUAUUUCAGCUUCAUGACUUACUGCCUCAUCUCCAAGACGGAGAAACUCAUGUUCUCUGGCUACUUCAUGGACCUCUGGAACCUCUUCCAGCCGAAACUGUCAGAGCCAGCCAUUGCAACCAACCACAACAAGCAGGCACUGCUGUCCUUCUGGUACAACGUUUGUGUGGAUUGUCCGGAGAACGUCCGGCUAGUGGUGCAGAACCCUGUGGUGACCAAAAACAUUGCCUUCAACUAUAUCUUGGCUGACCACGAUGACCAGGAGGUGGUGCUAUUCAACCGCGGCAUGCUCCCUGCCUACUAUGGCAUCCUGCGCAUGUGCUGUGAGCAGUCGACUGCUUUCACCCGCCAACUAGCAUCACACCAAAACAUCCAGUGGGCCUUCAAGAACUUGACUCCACAUGCCAGCCAGUAUCCAGGGGCAGUGGAGGAACUGUUCAAUUUAAUGCAGCUGUUUGUGGCACAGCGAGCUGAGAUGAGGGAAGAAGAAGUGGAGGACAUUAAACAAUUUAAGAAGACCACUAUUAGCUGCUACCUCCGCUGUCUGGAUGGGCGCUCCUGUUGGACCACACUUAUCAGUGCCUUCAGAGUUCUGCUGGAGAAUGAUGAGGACCGACUGUUGGUAGUCUUCAACAGAGGACUUAUCCUAAUGACUGAGUCCUUCAACACUCUGCACAUGAUGUACCAUGAGGCGACAGCAUGCCACGUCACUGGAGACUUGGUGGAGCUGCUCUCCAUCUUUCUUUCUGUCCUCAAAGCCACCAGGCCAUACCUGCAGCGCAAAGAUGUGAAACAGGCUCUGAUCCAGUGGCAGGAGAGGAUCGACUUUGCCCACAAGCUUCUCACUCUGCUGAACUCUUAUAGCCCACCUGAGCUCCGCAGCGCCUGCUUGGAUGUGCUGAAGGAACUCGUUCUGCUGAGUCCACAUGACUUCCUGCACACUCUAGUCCCCUUCUUACAACACAACCACUGCACAUACCACCACAGCAAUAUCCCCAUGUCGUUUGGCCCUUACCUGCCAUGCAGAGAGAACCUCAAACUUAUGGGAGCCAAAAACAACAUCCGACCUCCAAGACCGGAGCUGAACAUGUGUCUGCUGCCUUCACUGGUGGAGAGCAGCAAGGGUAAAGAUGAGGUGUACGAUCGAAUGCUGCUGGAUUAUUUCCUGUCCUACCAUAAGUUCAUUCACUUGCUGUGUCGCGUUGCCAUCAACUGUGAGAAAUUCACAGAUACACUUGUCAAGCUAAGUGUGUUGAUAGCGUAUGAAGGACUUCCCCUCCAUCUUGCGCUUUUCCCCAAACUGUGGACAGAGCUCUGUCAGUCACAGUCUGUAAUGGCUAAAACUUGUGUGAAGCUCCUCUGUGAAGACCCAGCCUUCAGCGAGUACAUUAAAUGUAUCCUAAUGGACGAGAGGGCCUUUCUGAACAACAGUGUGGCCUACACCUUCCUUAACUGCUUUUUGCACAAGGUCCAGGUUUUGUCUGGUCCCAGCUGCUCCAACCUCAUUGGUGUUUUGGUGACAAACCUGCUGAGUGAACGGAGCAGUCUGCAGCCUGAACUGGCAGCUCAUCGCCUGGAGCUUAACAAGACCAGCAGCCUGCUCAAUGCUGACCUGAGGGCAUUGAUGUUGCUGUUGUCUGUGCAGCCUUCUCAGGCCAUUGACCCAGCUUUCCUCCCAGCCCUGCAGGAGCUUCUGAGCUGCUGUCGUGCUUGUCUCCAGCAACGCAGCACUCUAGAGCUGGAGGCCAAAGACCACAAAUGCAAAGCUGAGGAUGAAGGGGCGACCCCGGUGAAGCGGCGGAGGGUGAGCGGUGAUGACGACAGAGCCGGAGAUGGAGGAGCCCAGCUCUACGCUGCCUCCACCUCCUCUUCAACUCUUCCACCCUGCAGUGAUCCAAAGCCUGACCAACAGGAGGCGCUAACACCCACAAGCACCUCAGACACGGAAACACGAGAUUCCUCAUCACUGAUCGACCCAGGCACUGAGCAGGACCCGCCCUCUCCUGACCCCAUGCCCACCUCCUCUAGAAAUCUGGACUCCUCUCCCAAAGAGGAAAAGAUGGAGGCCUCUUCGUCGUCAUCCUCCUCGUUUUCCUCCUCCUCCUCCUCCCUGCUGCAGGAGACGGGAGAGGGGUUUGUCCAGGGGGAGGAGCCUGAGCUGCAGCAACAUGUGGUGCCACGCGAGGAGACCGACGAGGUGGGAGAUCAACGGGAGGGGAGAAGGGAUGAGGCCGUGUCUACCUGCUCAGAGGAGGUGAAGGAAGAGAAGGAGAUGAGCUCUAAGACCAGCAGCAGCCCGGCCCCACCCCUUUCAGAGGAUGCUGCUUUCCCAUCAGGGCUGGUGGGGGAGGGUCCAGAUGGCUGUGGCAGCCACUCCUCCUCCUCACAGAUGUUCCAGAGCGUUGGCCCCCCACCUGACACGCUGGAUAUGCUGUACAGGACAGUGGAAGCCACCAUUGCCAUUGUUACCAAACUGUCUAUUAAAGGCCAGCCCUCUUCAUGACAUCAUCAACUCACCACCACCAUAUCUUGAAUUCCCUCCCCCCCUUUUUUUUCUCUGCUAUGGACGUCUGACUUCAGCUCAGAGGAAACAAACUUUCUCCUGUUCAUUAGGUUUCUUCUUCUUCUGCUGUUUUUGUGCUGCUGUUUGUUGCCUUCUGCCGAUGUUCAGUCGGACGCUUUCUCCAGCUUCAGUGGCUCCCGCCGCUCUUCGCAUUAUAAGUUUGCGACUCCACACAGAGCCAACAUCUCCUUUGAGAAAUAAAGAAGAAAAGCAGAAAAAGUCGUACAGACUACAGCACAUUUUUUUUUAAAGGGUGGGUGGGUGAGUGGGCUUGGUGGGUUUUUUUGUUUCUGUUUUUUUGUUGGUGUGUUUUAUACUGAUUUUAUUUGAGCUUUGCUGUAAAGGGGAAAGGUUUACAGAACUUUUGUCUCCUCUGUAUGUAAUUUAAUUUUAUUGCAUUUUUACUGUGUAUAAAAACAAACAAAAAAAAAACAAACAAAAAAAAAGGUUGUCCUCUGUGCCAGUUUUGUACUUUAUGAACAAGGCAAGAAAAGUUGCCUUGAGUUUUUCUGUGGUUUAAUUAUCCAGAAACUAAGUUUACCUGUAAAUGAAGAGAACCACAAGAAACUUGAUUCUGUAAAGAAUCCUCUCUAGUCAUUGCCUGAAGGUGUAUAUGAA